Messenger RNA from Prorocentrum cordatum, 2175 nucleotides. The record is from the annotation of a GenBank genome assembly. NCBI's taxonomy places the organism in Eukaryota, Dinophyceae, Prorocentrales, Prorocentraceae.
GAACGCAAUCUCAAGCUGUGCUCCGAGUGCUUUACAUCUUCGAUCCCUUGUUCGCACUGCGCUGCGCCGACUCCUGCUGGCUCCUGGACUCGGUCGAAGUGUAGCAACGAAUCUUGCGACGCAUCAGCGGAGUUCUGUAGCGCGUGUUCUGGCAUGUCUAACGGGCAGUCGAAAGCGAAGUGCCAGUCGUGCUGGGCCCAGGACGGUCGGUGCUGCGUGCACUGCGGUCGGAUGCGAGCGCAAAGUGGAGUGAUAUAUCGGCGAGCUUGCAAGGCCUGUUUCGCUGCGCGCUCGUGCGCCGUCUGCCACGCUGUGCCGCCGGCGUCGCUGGAGACCCCGCAGUGCGAGAUGUGCGACAACCUCGCUUUGUGGUGUCCUCAGUGCACAACGCCAGAGCAGCGGGCGGCGGGCCUGUGUAAAACACAUUGGGAUUCCCCCGAGUGCGCAUUCUGUUACAGGACCGAGGACUCCGCCACCAAGGAACCGCUGCAGGUGUCCAUGAUCGAAUGCGGAACAGAGAGCUGCACCAAAGUCGUGAGGAGCUGCUCUGUGUGCUCGUCGCAUUUCAAGAAGAGCGCGGCGCUGUGCGACGCGUGCUGGAAGGCAGCUGGCUCCAAGUGCAUCGGAUGCUGUGUCAAACCAGCCCAGACCUCCAGGGUAUAUCAGCACUUUUGCCGGAAAUGCUUCGGGGAGGAGAGGCUGGCAGACCUCGUCCGCGACGAGAGCAGGAAGUUCCUCGCCGACGAGCCGCGACCGCAGAGGCUCGACGACGACGUACUCCUCGCUCUGGCAAAGCCCGAGCCCGGGUCCUUGCCGAUGUACGCGGAGACGCCCGAGUACCUGGACCCGAACCAUUGCCGCUUCUGCAAGCAACCGUGGGGUGGCUCCGACGACGACGACAAGCGACGGCAUCUGCUCGAGGAGUGCAGGCUUGAUCUCCAUCAACGAGACGGCGAAGACAUUCUCCAGACGUACCGGAGGUCAGUGCUCGAACGGGCGCGCGCAGAGGGCCUGGACGCGGUCAGUCCGCAGGUGGGCAGGUUUUGUGUGGCGCAGUACAAGAAUGCGCAGACGGACGAACGCUGCGUCCAUGAUGCCUGUGCCGUCUGCUGUCGAAAGACGCCCAAGUGCGACUUGAAUCGAGUUCACAUCCCAUCGUCGAGCAGCGACAAGUGCCCGGAGUGGUUAUCGUGGUCCGAAGAGUUUUGGAAUGAGAACAAGGAGGCGUGGUACGAGCAGGUCGACAAGCUCCUCAGCAUUGAACAGUACUUGAAAAAGUUUUUCAAGGUGUCUGAGCGAGCCCAGAAAGCGCGAGAGAGCGUGGAGGCGUGCAGCCGCGGGGAGCCGCACGAGCUCGGGUUCACGAAGGUGGAGGACGCAAAGAACUGGGUCGACCGCGUGCGCCUAUGGGAAGACAAUCUGAGGAGAGACAUGCGGGAGCACUCCGUUGUCUCUCCAGGUGAUCCGAAUCAUCGGUGGGUAUUGUACAAGUCCGCAGUAUGCACGGAUGCGCUCGAGGGCAGCGGCGGAGAUCUUCGCGUGAGCAUGUGCAAGGAGUGCGCCGAAGCAUUGUCGAACACGCUCACAGACAGCCGCGGGCGGUGCCGCCCGCGGCUGCGCAUGCCCAGCGAGGCUCUCGCGAAUGGCAUGUGGCGUGGUCCUGACCCGGAAGAGCUGACGAACUUAACGUACACCGAGUGCAAGGUGAUCAACCUGGCGAGGGCGUACGUCAGCGUGAAGCGCGUGUUGUUGGACAGGGCGUCUUUCGCCAGGACGAGUGCCGACGAGGCGCCGCGCUAUCGCCAGAAGAACGUUGUUGCGUACCCGCAGAGCCCCGACGCGGCUCUGACUGCCAUCGGACUGUCGCCGAUGGCCCUGGCGCACACUCUGAUCGUCCAGUUCGUGGGAAGCCGCGCUGACGGUAUCUGGCAUCAUCCUGACUUGCAAGUUUCCGUGGUGCGACUUCGAGCAGCAUUUCGUUGGUUGUGCUCCAGCAGCUGGAACCACAUGGAAGCCACGCGACACCAUGCCGCAUGUGCGGAUUCUGGCUUACUCCACGAGUCGAUCGAGGAGUUGCUGGACGCGUACGCGACGAGCGUUGGUGGAUCCUCGGGCGUUCCGCGCGAGCUCGUCGACUCGGCGACGACGAUCAGCGGCUCAAGAGCUUCGGUGUAG